Molecule: messenger RNA, 847 nt
Organism: Ostrinia furnacalis (Asian corn borer)
Lineage: Eukaryota; Metazoa; Arthropoda; Insecta; Lepidoptera; Crambidae
Product: seminal metalloprotease 1
Exons: 5
Coding region: 1-840 (279 amino acids)
Biological process (GO): proteolysis
Molecular function (GO): metalloendopeptidase activity
Source: RefSeq, a predicted model, not a curated record
AUGUGGUUGAAUUAUUUAUCGGCUUUUUUAAUAUUGGAUUUAGUUCUAGCUGAAAAUUUGAAAGAAGAAGAUUAUCUGGUAGCAGAACGCGUUCGCCUCGCUAUGAACACCAUUGAGGAAUCAUCUUGCGUUAGGUUUAAAGCACUCCUUGAACCCUAUAGCAAGUCUCAUUGGAUCCAUAUUACCAACAAGGCCAGAGUGCGGGGCUGCGUCCAUGACGGUGAAGUUAAUGGCACGUAUGAGACUGUAAUGACGAUGGGUCUGGAUUGCAUGCAGCGUCGUGAUAUCUUGCAUUUACUAAUGCAUGCUCUGGGUUUCAAAGAUGAAGUCACACAUCCACUGAGAGACCAUUAUGUUAGGAUUUUGUGGGAUAAUAUUCAUCCUGCAUACCUAUCGUUAUUUCGCAUUCGUUACGAAGAUUAUCCUACAAUAAAUACUGAGUAUGAUCCUACGAGUAUCAUGCACUUCCAUGAUCGGGCGUACACUAAAAAUGGACAAGCUACGAUUGCAUCUCUGGUACCCGGGCUAGUGAUAAACCCUUCGCGUGAGCUGUCACCCCUAGAUAAGAUGAAGCUUCGCUCAGUAUUCGGCCGCGAGUGCAACAGACGGAAGGUGGAUGACUUGCUAGACUCAUGUAAAGCGGCGAUGCAAGAAAACGAUGGAAAUCAGCAGGUCUCAGAAGUACAAAAUCCUGAAACUGACAUUGAAGAGGAUAGUAACCAUAAUGACAUGAAUAAUCAUAAUAAUGAAAAAUACGAAGAUACUGCAUAUAACGAAGAACAGGCACAUGAGCAAACUGUUGCCGAAAAUAACUACGCAGAAGAUGGUACAGAUAAAUAAAUAAUAA